AUGGGCCUGGCGGGCGCCGCCGAGCGGCGGACGGCGGCGGGUGCGGCACUGUCGGCCGCCGCGCUCUACGGCUCGCGCGGGCGAUGGGUGCCGGCUACGGCGGCAGCGCUACCGGGGUCGGGCGCCACCACCGCGCCCACGGCCGUCAGCUGCAUCGGCGACAGCCACACGCGCGGUGUGCAGGGCGCUCCGUGGGUCCCUGCACUCGAGGCCAUGCUGGGGCGGCCCUGCCGCAACCACGGCAAGGACGGGGAGUCCGUCGCCGCAGCGGCGCGCCGCCUGCCGUCGCUGCCCAUCGGUGAGGAUGCCGUGGUGCUGGUGGGGACCAACGACGCCCUGCUGGAGCUGGCCACGAGGGCCGGGAACUCCAGGACCGCGCGGAUGCUGCGCGUGAGCAACGGCCUCCCCGCGGAGUACGAGCCCUCCGCGCGCAUCUUUGGGCACCUGCUCCGUGGGUUGCUGAGGAGCUGCCCGGCACGCCGUUCGGUAGUCGUCAGCUUGCCUCCCAUCGGCGAGGCGGCGGACGGGCAGGCCGCCGAGGUGGUGGGCGCCUACAACGAGCAGAUCAGGGCGGCGGCCGCAGCCUGCGAGGGCGCGAAGUACGCGCCCUUCGCGGAGGCGCUAGGCCCAGCCUUGCCGCGCAACGGCGGCGGGGUGCCGUUUGACGCCUCGACGGCCGGUUUCGGGCGCUUCGUGCGCGAGAUGGUGUGGCACAGGGCCCGAAGGGCGAUGCCCGCCGCCCCCUCGCUGGACCAGCUUGCCCAGCGGCGCGGCCGCCGGGUGACGCACGACGGGGUCCACCUGACCGAGGCGAGCGCGGCGGUCCUCGCGGACGUGCCUGCCGUACUCGAGCAAGGCUGGUGUGUGUACAGCAGCACCGGCCCCCUGCCCCGCGUGCACGUGCUGCCGCUCUUCCAGUUUUCGCCAGCCUCCGGGAAGGUGUCGGGCCCAGCCGGGGGCGCGGGCCGCCAGCCGGAGCGCGCUAAGGAGAGCCCAAAGCUCCUGUGCCUGGCCCGGCUGCUCCCCGCGCUCCGCGACCGGGGGCGGCGGACGCUCGUCUUCUCGCAGGGGCCGCGCAUGCUGGACCUCGUGGAGGCCCACAUCCUCAAGAGGUACGGGCUUGGCUACCUCCGAAUGGACGGUCAGACUGCCACCAAGAGCCGCGACGACAUAGUGCGGAGGUUCGAAUCGGAGACGGACCGCUUUGCGUUCAUGCUCCUCACGACAGGCGUCGGGGGUACGGGCCUGAACCUCACCAGCGCAGAUAGGGUCGUCAUCAUCGACCCGGCCUGGAACCCAGCGACAGACGCCCAGGCAGUGGACCGGGCCUUCCGCAUCGGCCAGACGCGCGAGGUGCGGGUGUACAGGCUCAUCAUGAGCGGCCUGGUCGAGGACAAAAUGUUCCGGCUGCAGGUUUUCAAGCACGGCCUCACCAGGGCGGCACUGGGCGAAUCGCAGGCGCGGGGCUACUUCACGGCUCGCGAGAUCCGGGGUCUCUUCGACUGGACCCGACCGAUCCUGACCAGGGCGAGACGAGGCGUCUUCUGCAGGACCUCAACCCCGCCGGCGACGCCGCAGUGGUGCAGGCGGCCAAGGAACACGAGGACGGCGCCGAGGACGCGGGCUGGCUCGAGGCCGGCAACGUGGUGGCGCUCAGCAACCUCUCCACGCUGCUCUCGUGCUCUGCUGAAGGGAGCACCGCGUCCCGAAGCGCUUCCUGCGCCAUCUCGGAGGAGAGUCAGGGAGAAGCUGAAGUCCGCGGACGAGCGGGCGCAGUGGCUGACCCAGCGGCGCCAGGAGGCGGAAUCCCACCUGGAGGCGGCAACGAGGGCCUUCGAGGAAGCGACGGAGGGAACGGUGAAGGCGCAGGGGCUGCGGGCGACGGCAGAGAACACACUCGAGGAGAGAAGAGCCAGCCUGGCGAAGGCGCGGCGAGUGCUCGGAGUUGCCGAGAGCAGGGCGGCCUCGGCGUUGUCCCACCAGGAGCAGGCCGCUGCCAGGGACGUGCUCUGGCGAGCCAUCGAGCGGGCGCGCUGUGGCUCCGCCGACGCGGAGAGCGUUCCCUCACGGACGCGUUGCGCAGCGUGGAGGAUUUCUUGGCGGCCUUCGACGAGGAGGGCAACAGCACCGACCGCACGGUGGCGGCCGCAGCCGUUGGCCUCGCCGUCUGCCGCCAGGGCCUGGCCGACGCGGCGCGGGCGCGGGCGGCCGCGCUCCGCGCGCAGGCUGCCGCGGACGAGGGCACGAACGGCGGCGCCGCGGCCGGUGCCGCGCCCGGUGGCGGCGGCAGCAGCAGCAGCAGCAGCAGCGGCGCGGGACCACCCCCUGGGCCGGGCCCUGGCCGUGGCAGCGAUCGGCCCGAUCACCUCCCCGCUGGGGCCCCGCAGGAGGCCCACCAGCAGGAGGUCAGAAAAGCACACAGCUCUGAGACCACGGACGUCGCGGUGA
Molecule: messenger RNA, 2448 nt
Organism: Prorocentrum cordatum
Lineage: Eukaryota; Dinophyceae; Prorocentrales; Prorocentraceae
Source: the annotation of a GenBank genome assembly